AGCAUGGCUACACCGUUAUGACGAAAACCUGUGUGGUCAAAUCUAUAUAUAUAUAAUAUUAAGUACUGAUACUCAUUAACAAAAAUAGUAUGAUUUCAUUUGAAGAGGUGGACGAUAUAUCUAGAAAAAAUGGGACAGCAAAUAUCAAAGUUAUAUACACUAGUUUCAGGAUUAUCACGUUCAGUGGCAGCGAAUAUUGUGAUGCUGGGUUUGGAUGCAUCAGGAAAAACAACUAUACUGUACAAGAUCAAACUAAAUGAAACCGUUAAAACAAUACCUACUGUAGGAUUUAAUGUAGAAACAGUGGGGCCAAUCAAAGGUAUCAGCUUAACAGUAUGGGACAUUGGUGGUCAAGAAAAAAUCAGACGGUUAUGGCAGCACUACUUGAAAAAUACAGACGGACUUAUUUACGUUGUUGACAGUAAUGACAAAGACCGAUUAUGCGAAGCCAGAGAAGAACUUUAUAGUAUAUUGAAUAGUGCGAAUAUGAGAAAUGUGCCAGUGGUUGUUAUAGCAAACAAACAAGAUAUGCCUGAUGCCUUGGAUCCAUCGACAGUUGCAGGUUAUUUAAAUUUAGAUAGAAUAAAAAAAAGAAAAUGGAAAAUCCAAGGAGCCUGUGCAAAAACAGGGUCUGGUUUAUUUGAAAGCAUGAAAGCAAUGAGCGAGUUAAUAAAAAGUUACAAUAAUGAGUGCGUAUUAGAAGAAAACACAAAUCAGUGUAAAUGAACAAUCCCCGCAUGUAAUGGUCGACACAGAGACCAUAGAUUAACAAAUGUUCUUGCUGAAUAAAAGACAUGUGAGUAUGAAUGAACAGUCCGAAUGUAAUGACCAGCAUAACGACGGUGAUUACACCGAAUCUUUCUUAAUGAAAAGACAGAUCAAUAUAAAUGAACUGUGCAGACGUAUUGAAAAUCAUAACAAAGAUGAUUUUAACGGUAGUUCUAAUUGAAAAAAACCCAGAUCUGUCACAAAAUGAACAGUCCCUAUGUAGUGGUCAGCGUAAAACUAAUGAAUCAACGAAUGUUCUAACUGAAAAAAAACCCGGACUGUAUAUGUAUAUUAUAGAAUAACGAUGCACAGAAUAUGUAUUAUACACAAACAAAGGGUAAAAGCUAUUGCAAAAAAAAACUAAAAAAAAACCCAAUAAUA
Mytilus trossulus (common blue mussel) is the source of this 1149-nucleotide messenger RNA. RefSeq lists its product as uncharacterized. The coding region runs from base 130 to 726 and encodes 198 amino acids. The record is from RefSeq and is a predicted model, not a curated record. The transcript is spliced from 4 exons. Gene Ontology annotation, biological process: intracellular protein transport; vesicle-mediated transport. Gene Ontology annotation, molecular function: GTP binding; GTPase activity. Gene Ontology annotation, cellular component: cytoplasm; plasma membrane. NCBI's taxonomy places the organism in Eukaryota, Metazoa, Mollusca, Bivalvia, Mytilida, Mytilidae.